This is a messenger RNA of Prionailurus viverrinus (fishing cat), 3709 nucleotides long. It is a transcript of the gene ARV1, whose product is annotated as ARV1 homolog, fatty acid homeostasis modulator. The record is from RefSeq and is a predicted model, not a curated record. Gene Ontology annotation, biological process: sphingolipid metabolic process; intracellular sterol transport; regulation of plasma membrane sterol distribution. NCBI's taxonomy places the organism in Eukaryota, Metazoa, Chordata, Mammalia, Carnivora, Felidae. Gene Ontology annotation, cellular component: cortical endoplasmic reticulum; Golgi apparatus. The transcript has 5 exons. The coding region runs from base 35 to 886 and encodes 283 amino acids.
UGAAUCGGAAGUUCUCGGCUGCAGUUGCGUGGAAAUGGGCACCGGUGGGCGGUAUGGGCUACGGCCAGGCAAGGGCAACGCAGAAGGGGUGGUCGCGGGCAAGGGGAACACCGAUGGGGUUGCAGCUACUCCCACUCCCACUGCUGCCUCGGCCUCCUGCCAGUACAGGUGCAUCGAAUGCAACCAAGAGGCCAAGGAGUUGUACCGAGACUAUAACCACGGAGUGCUGAAGAUAACCAUCUGCAAAUCCUGCCAGAAACCUGUAGACAAAUAUAUCGAGUAUGAUCCUGUUAUCAUCUUGAUUAAUGCUAUUUUAUGCAAAGCCCAGGCCUACAGACAUAUUCUUUUCAAUACUAAAAUAAACAUGCACGGGAAACUCUGCAUAUUUUGUUUGCUUUGCGAAGCAUACCUGAGAUGGUGGCAGCUUCAAGAUUCAAACCAGAACACCGAUCCCGACGACUUCAUCAGAUAUGCCAAGGAGUGGGAUUUCUACAGAAUGUUCGCAAUUGCUUCUCUAGAACAAGCUGCCUUUUUUACUGGCAUCUUUACUUUCCUAUGGGUAGAACGACCGAUGACAGCGAAAAAAAAACCCGACUUCAUUUUGCUGCUGAAAGCAUUAUUGUUGUCGAGCUACGGAAAACUCUUGCUGAUUCCAGCUGUCAUUUGGGAGCACGACUACACAUCCCUGUGCCUCAGACUCAUCAAAGUAUUUGUCCUUACAUCCAAUUUUCAGGCAAUCAGAGUGACCCUGAAUAUCAGCCGAAAGCUCUCCUUUCUGGCCAUCUUUAGUGGCUUACUGGUGGAAAGCACCAUGGUCUACUUCUUCCAGAGGAUGGAAUGGGACGUGGGAAGUGAUUGUACCAUCUAUAAAUCUCAAGACUUUUGAAGAGGGUACAGAAGCCUCUUAGCAUUCACACACGCAGACGGGCGUCCUUCUCAAAUGAGACCAAUGCCAUCGCAGAAUCCGUAGAUGCCCUUACGUGACCCAGCCCCUAACUGCCUCUGGGUCACCUCGGCCGGUCACCUCGGGGCCCCCCCCCGAGGACUUCAGUGCACAUCUCUCUGGGUCCUUCACUUCAGGUCAAGGACAUCCACAUCCGUGCUUUGCUGCUUCCUGGGGCCCUAUUCUCCGCCUCUCUGACACCGGCACGCCAUGUCGCUUGUAGCGGGACCUGACUCUGAAAUCUGCCCCAUUGGCCGCUGUCCCCCCCACCCCGCCCCAGUCCCUCGUCCUCCCUUCCACGGGCCCUGCUGUGGGCUGCCUCUUCACCUUCCCUCGACCUCCACUUCUGACCGGCCUUGCUUUGCUGUUUACCCACCUGCAAAUGUAGGCAGCUGCCGACUCAUCCCCAUUAGUCCCCGAACCCAUCAGCCCCUUGCCUUUCUGCCGGCCGCGCCUCAUUCGAGCCGUUGGGGUGACUCCGCGGCCGUCUUCCCCACGAGGCCAGCGCUGCGCGUGUACAGAGCCUCAGCUGGACCUCCGUGAUGCCCCUCUGCCUUCGUGGUCACCUCCAGUGAACCUCCCCCACGCUCCUGCCUCCCGAGUGUGCCCUCCCGUUGCUGAGAGUCGAGCUGGUUACGCUAUUGCUGGAGCUUUGUUCCUUCUUCAGCUCAAAACUCGUUUGGUCGCCUGCCUUCUUCCCUCCUUCCCUCCCUCUGGUCCUGGACCCGUGCUCGUCUUCCUCUCUGGGCUGUUUGCUCCCUGGAAGCGUCUUCCUCUCCUCCCCCCCCCCCCCCCCCCCCCCAGGUCACAGUCAGUCUCCCGGCCCACAGCCUGACCCUCCCUGCAGCCUGUGCUGGCCGCGGGGGGCCUGGAGCAGACCCAGAGGCCGGUUUGGGGGUGGGGGUGCAGACGGCGAGGGAAGCACAAAAGUGGCGGGAGAGCACCCCAGGUCCGAACCUUCUCCGCUGCGGAAAGGCCAUCCUCCCUCCUGUGGCCUCAGUCUCCCCUCAUGCUCAGCCAAUGCUCUUCCUUUUCAGGUCUUCAGACACAGCUCUUUUCAUUGUCCUCUCCCGUGCCCUGGCUCCUUCCCCUCUGCAAACUGUACCCGCACAGCUGUCUGUUCUAGAACAACUGGUCAAGCCUGCUUCUUCACCGCCUUUCCUCUUUGUAGGACAUACUUUCUCCCAUAGUCUCCUGACUCUGCCCUCCUAAAAAUCAGAGGGAAGCCAGUUGCCAGGUCUUUGUCAGACUCCUCCUUCAGCUCUGCUCUGGAAGCUCACCCAGAGCGCCUCCUUCUGAGACCUGCCGCCAGUUCCGUCGGUCUUUUGUUCACCAACUUCCCAGCCCCGGGACUCUGACCUCAGCUUCUCUCCUCUCUCUUGCCGUUCACGUUCAGCUCCCAGGACGUAGGCCUCCCAGACCCAGCACCUCCAGCUUGCCCCUCUGCCCGCUCUCUCUGCCCGUCCACUGCCUCCCAGGCAGUGCCAGCACAGCCCCGCCUUUACCUCUGAAGCUGAACUCCAUCUCACCGCCCUGCGCCCACCCAAACAGAAUCCUUGCCCGAAGCUUUUCUCUGGAAAUGUCCCUUUUCACUCAGACCCCGGGUCAGCUCUUGUCUCCUGCCUGAAAGGUUACAACAGCCUCCUCCCAGGCCCUCAACCCAGACCGGCGCCACGCACCGUGGUGGCGUCCCUCCAUGUCUGUCAUCGUCUCUUACUGCUGACCCUGGAGGUUCUUGUCUCUUCCUGAGGAACGACUUUGUAUGUUCUCUUAGCAUAAGCGUGGUCCUCAGUGUUCCGGUCCCAGUUCGUUCUCCGCAGACGUGUUCCUACCCCCAUCUUCUGUUACAGCCUCCGCACUUCCCCCUAUGUCUUCUGCUCUCCCCGGGGCCUGGAGUGGCCUCGUCUCUGCCCAACCAGAUAGUCAUCUUGGCUUCUCUGUGGAAGGAAGGCUUUCCAAAAACUCGAGUCUGUGGGCUCACUCCCGUUGACCCCCUCCCCCUCUCCCCCUCCAGGGCCCAGCCCAGCACCACAGCGGUCGUAUCCAGGAUUUCCGGAGACUGUGCUGGUCCUACUUCCCCAGGUGCUUCCACUGGUCACGCGACCCACUGUAAUUUCCAGUCAGGAAAACAAAGUCACCUGCCUCACAACCGUUUGAAGACCGUUGUCCUCCUAUUACGUUACCUCAUGUUUUAUAUUGUCCACGUCUUCUGUUCCGAUUCCAAGCGUUUAUGCCUGACUCCCCCAGCCUGGGUAAAAGGUUGGUUCUGGGAGAGACCGGGUGGUUUAUACAUGAGGAAACAGCAUGUUUCCCAAAGUACAGGGCCUGCCCCAAGAAGAAUUUGUCGAGUUGAUUUUGAGCAGAAUGUGUCACCCUACAUACUUCUUUUACUGCCCACAGUUGUGUUCUUUAUUAUCUGUGGCACAACCAACUGCCCUUGCAACAGAGAAGACAUAAAAUACAAACCAGGCUCCUCAUUUCUGUUGAGCAAAGUGACGCAAAGAUUGGGAUACACUUCCUGAAAAAGAGAGCUAUGGUUAUGGCAUCGGAAACCCCCAAAACUACCACAUAGCCCCCAUAAGAAACAACCGAACCACAUAUAGGCACAGACCCGGCAAGCUCAGAGCCCGGGGUGCUGCCUGGGGAAUGAGGGAUAGGACAAGGGGAGAGUCCUUUGUAGACCACUUCGGGGAAGCUCUGGAAAUGGAGGAGGAACGUGAAUCCAUGAUCCACACAUAAUAAAAGAUCUAUGUUUCAUUCCUUUGA